AUGCAAGGCAGCAAGAUCCCUAAUGUCGAAGCUGGGAUGGCUUCUCCUUCUUUAACCAACGAGCAUGAGCCGAUGGCUUCUCCUUCUUUAGCCGACGAGCCCGACGAGCAUGAUUCCACUGAUGAAGUGCCCAUUGUGUCUCCCAACAACGAUCAUUUUCAUAACAUCGUAGAAGGGCUCAGCAACUUGACUCUGGGAAGAGAAGGGAUCCAGCGCCCGACCAUAGUCUUGGUGGGAGGCCACGGCUAUGGGAUGUCUAGUGUUCUCGAGUCCUUGGCAAAAAGCUCCAACCCUGUCCCAGAGAUAUACCUUGAGUAUAAAGGUAAAGUUGUUACUACAGAUGAGGAACACAUAGCUAAUGCAAUUGGCACUGCUACUGAUGAAAUCGCUGGAUCUGGUGAACGUGUAGCAGACAUUCCCUUAACUCUCCAUGUGAAGACGACUGAUGUUCCUGAUCUUACGUUGGUUGAUCUCCCUGGUUUAAGAGUUCCUGUAGAUGGAAUCUCUAAAAAGAUUUACAAUAUGAUUAAGAAGUUCAUCAAGCCAGAGGAUUCUAUCAUUCUUAAUGUUAUAACAGCCACAGAUGACUUCACAACUUGUGAGUCCAUACUGAUUUCCAAGAAAUUCGACAAAAAAGGGGAAAAGACUUUGAAUGUGGUAACAAAGGCUGACAUAGCUCCUGAAGGGCUGCUGGAGAAACUCAUUGCGGAUGAUGUGAGUACCGGUUUUUGA
This is a messenger RNA of Camelina sativa (false flax), 732 nucleotides long. NCBI's taxonomy places the organism in Eukaryota, Viridiplantae, Streptophyta, Magnoliopsida, Brassicales, Brassicaceae. The record is from RefSeq and is a predicted model, not a curated record.